Molecule: messenger RNA, 2313 nt
Organism: Marchantia polymorpha subsp. ruderalis
Lineage: Eukaryota; Viridiplantae; Streptophyta; Marchantiopsida; Marchantiales; Marchantiaceae
Source: the annotation of a GenBank genome assembly
UCGUUCCACGGACUUCCGCCUCUCCUCCCCUUCCUCCCCUCCGCUUCUCAAGCUCUCUGUCUCUCUCCCUCUCUCUCCCGCCGGGGGGAACGUAGGCGCGGCUCAGUCGGCUCGGCUUGGCGGGCGCGCGGGCGAGCGGGCAGGCAGGCAAGCAGGAGGGCGUGAUCGAGGUCAGGGGGCCGAAGGGGCCGAAAGGGCCGAGACGGGUGAGAAGAGUCGGAGGGCCCCCGGGAAAGGCUAAACUAAACUAUGGGCUCGACAAUUGCGUCCCGAGCGAUGCAGAAGCUGCUGCUGGCAAGCCCUAAGUAUAAGAGCGCGCACGCUGCUGCCAGCGGACGUUGUGCCCGGUGUCAAAGCGGCGUCGCAUCUGCUGCGCAGGUGCAGUUUUAGUCGUCGAGCGCUCGCUCGAGAGAGCCCUGUCGUCGUCGUCGUCGUCGUCGUCGCAUCCAUCCCACCUCAAGCCUUUUUCACGACUCGACCGGAGGUUUCGUCAGCUCUUGCGCUGGCAGGGUUCGACGCCCGGAAGCGGGCACGCGAUCGUGCAGCCAGGAAGGCGCAGGCUCUGCAGGCUCAACCUGCUUCGUCCGGGUUCCAGGACCUCGAUCCGACAAGAGCCUACCCUUUCCAGCAGCAGCAGCAGCAGCAGCAGCAUCAUCAUCAACAACAUCAUCAUAUUCAGCAGCAGCAGCAGCGCGACGAGGGCGCCAAAAUGGGGUCCAAUUCCCAAGCCCAGGGGCAGUCGAGAGCGAUGCCGCAAAACCCGAGUGCGCAAAACGGAGGGCCGAUUGUGCCCUCCGGGGAAGGGACCUCGUCCGGGAGCGCACUGACUAGGUUUGGCUCGCUGCCUCGACAGGCGUCCAUCUACUCGUUGACUCUCGACGAACUGCAUUCGCUCGACCCCGGGAAGAAUUUCGGAUCGAUGAACAUGAACGAAUUUCUCAAGAAUAUCUGGACUGUAGAGGAGAGUCAGGCUAUGGCAUCCGCUAUGGCUGGGAUCGGGAGUGGCAGUAAUUUAGCUGGGGAGUCUCCUGCGGAGGGAUCCGGGGGAGCUUUAACAGGUGCAAAUGGAACUGGGUUAUCUCGGCAGACCAGCUUGACCAGGCAAAGCUCUCUCACGCUUCCUCGUACUCUCAGUAGAAAGACUGUCGAGGAGGUUUGGAGGGAUAUUCACAAACCGAUCGAAGGAUCGAACGGAGUUCAAACAAAUGGCACUGGUCCUACUCAGACUCGGGAAGCCACUUUCGGUGAAAUGACUCUCGAAGAUUUCCUCGUAAAAGCUGGUGUCGUUAGAGAAGACGGGCCGGAUGGCCCAACGUCGUCUUCGUUUGGAUCUUUUAACAACUUCAUCUCACCUUCGGCGACCAACGAUCGAGAUGGCACUGGACCUUCAGUUCCGACGCUUUCUCUGGGCACGUCCACUCUGACCCCGGGAUCCAUGGAUUCUAUGGCAAUGGACACGUACAAACCUGCCCCUGCUCAAGCCGAAUGGAUGAGGAGCAUGGCUGUGACAGCACAGCAGCAGCAGCAGCAGCAGCAACAGCAACAACAGCAGCAGCAGCAAUAUGCACAUGCAGCCCAUCAGCAGCAGAUGCAAGCUGCUCAUGCUGCCGAGCAGUACGGUAAUCACAGGCAGCGAGUGGCCAAUGGUAGCGGUAUGGUUGUAUCGUCCAUGCCAAAUGGUUAUGCCGGGAUGGCACCCGGAAUGCAGGGUCUCGUUCCCCAAGGGAUGAUGGGGGUUAUUGGUCUGCAGUUAGCCCCCACUUCUCCCAGUAGUCCAAUGUCCGAUGGCGUAGGGCACAGCCAUGGGAACGGGCUGAGCCUAUCUCCUGCAGGAAAUUAUGGAGUCGACGGAGCAAUGCGAGGGAGGCGAAAAGGAGGUGAUGGUCCACAAGAAAAAACCGUGGAAAGGCGCCAACGACGAAUGAUUAAAAACAGAGAGUCUGCGGCAAGGUCAAGGGCCCGGAAGCAGGCCUACACUGUGGAGCUAGAGGCGGAAGUAACUCAGCUGAAAGAAGAAAAUAACAGGUUGAAGAGGCAGCAAAUUGCGUGGAGGCUGGUAAGACUGGAGGAGAUGACCGAGGGCAGAAAGAAGCAGAUGAUGACGCAUCAUGCUGUACAAAAGGUCCCUGUAAGCGAAGGAAUUACCUUGAGGAGAACAAGAACGGGUCCUUGGUGACUACGUUCUUACGAAUUAGGAACUUAGGAGUAGGAAGAGAAGUAGGUAGACAAGCUUGUAACCCUUCUUUGGGAAAGACAUGUAACAUACGUUCUGUACAGGAGUAAACGUGCCAGCCAUCUGAUUGGGAUUGUUGA